Molecule: messenger RNA, 1632 nt
Organism: Rhincodon typus (whale shark)
Lineage: Eukaryota; Metazoa; Chordata; Chondrichthyes; Orectolobiformes; Rhincodontidae
Product: homeobox protein six1
Exons: 2
Coding region: 216-1079 (287 amino acids)
Biological process (GO): regulation of transcription by RNA polymerase II
Cellular component (GO): nucleus; transcription regulator complex
Molecular function (GO): DNA-binding transcription factor activity, RNA polymerase II-specific; RNA polymerase II cis-regulatory region sequence-specific DNA binding
Source: RefSeq, a predicted model, not a curated record
UCAGCAGCCGGUCAUCACUAUUAAUGCGCACUUACCAGGAUGGGAACAGUAUACUGCAGGCAGCCCCUAUCAGGAGCGCCUCAGACUAUCAGCCGCUGGAUAUCGGCGACUUCUCUCUGGAUCUGUUAACCCCUCCUGGCUUCCGCGAUCUUUGUUGUUUUCUUUGCUUUUGGCGAUCAGAUAGUGGAUACUACACCCUGACUUGCGAGUGAGCCAUGUCAGUGCUGCCUUCUUUCGGUUUUACUCAAGAACAAGUAGCGUGUGUCUGCGAGGUGCUCCAGCAAGGAGGCAACUUAGAGAGGCUGGGCAGGUUCCUCUGGUCUCUCCCAGCGUGUGACCACCUCCACAAGAACGAGAGCGUCCUCAAAGCCAAGGCGGUGGUGGCGUUCCACCGGGGCAACUUCCGUGAACUUUACAAGAUUCUCGAGAGCCAUCAGUUCUCUCCUCACAACCACUCCAAACUGCAGCAGCUCUGGUUAAAGGCCCAUUAUAUUGAAGCCGAGAAGCUGCGCGGGAGGCCCCUCGGCGCUGUGGGCAAGUACAGGGUCCGCAGGAAAUUCCCGCUGCCCCGCACGAUUUGGGACGGGGAAGAAACCAGUUACUGCUUUAAGGAGAAGUCGAGGGGUGUCUUGAGGGAGUGGUACGCUCACAAUCCUUACCCGUCUCCGAGAGAAAAGCGGGAGCUGGCUGAAGCCACCGGACUCACUACCACUCAGGUCAGCAACUGGUUUAAAAACAGGAGGCAGAGAGACCGAGCGGCCGAGGCCAAGGAGAGGGAAAACACUGAAAACACAAACACCUCUGGCAAUAAACAAAACCAGUUGUCCCCUAUCAACCGUAGUAAAAACCUGAUGUCGAGUUCCGACGAGGAGUUGUCACCGCCCCAGAGCCCAGAUCAUUGCUCCGGGAGUCCUGUCUUACUGCUGCCAGGGAGCGUGAAUCAAUCCGUGGAUUCCACCUUCUCUCUUCACGGCCUGAGCUCGUCACCAGGCGGCCACGCUGGCCCAGUCCAUCCGCAUGGACUCCAGGACUCACUGCUCGGCACUCUCACAUCCAGCCUAGUCGACCUGGGAUCGUAAAAGAACAAAUCAUCACUGGACAGCCGAACGGUGAACUGAUCAGAUACUCCGGUGCUGUGCCCUGUAAAUAAUUGAACAGUCCUGUCCAUGUUUUGGAAUUUCAACUGAUGGUACUUAAUCUAUGAAAGAAAAAGCGAGACCGCUCUCGUUCAUUAGAGGAAAACAAAACGCCUUCAUGAACUGCUGAGAGGCUUCAUUUCUCACUUAAUGCUCUUCAAACCUUUAUACUCUCCCCACUGCACAAAAUGCGUUGCAAAUUCAGCGAUUGGCGGGCUGAUACUUUUUCUGUCAGAUUCGUUAAUCUGUCAGAAUCAACCUGGAUUUAUCUCUCGUUUUCCAUCUGUUUGCGUUCCUUGAAAUUUACUGAUCGCGAAUCUGAAGUGAGGCAUCGAGUAGGACGAACCGUCUAUAACUGAGGUAAUUGCAGAGAGAAAGAACAACUCCACAGAGUAUCAGGCAGAGUGCAGGCACAGAGGCGACUCGAAGUUUACAUUAUCACCAGUGGUGUAUAGAGAGUAACAUGGAAGUAGUUUAUAAUAAAAUCCAAACAUGU